Messenger RNA from Gossypium arboreum, 1397 nucleotides. RefSeq names its product telomere repeat-binding factor 2-like. Bases 163 to 1038 code for a protein of 291 amino acids. NCBI's taxonomy places the organism in Eukaryota, Viridiplantae, Streptophyta, Magnoliopsida, Malvales, Malvaceae. Gene Ontology annotation, cellular component: nucleosome. Gene Ontology annotation, molecular function: double-stranded telomeric DNA binding. The record is from RefSeq and is a predicted model, not a curated record. The transcript has 7 exons. Gene Ontology annotation, biological process: nucleosome assembly.
CAUAAAAUAAAACCAAUCUCUCCUUACAUGUUUUUUAUUUUAUUUUUGUUACUCCUUUUGUUUUGUAAGAAAUAAUUUUUUUUUCGUUAAAACAAAAAUUUCCGAUGCUCCGCGCGUGAUCUCUUCUUCCCUUCCCGCGUUUCUCCGAUCAGGAAUUUGUUGAUGGGUGCCCCUAAGCAGAAAUGGACAGCAGAAGAAGAAGCUGCCCUCAAGGCAGGAGUUCUCAAGCAUGGAACUGGAAAAUGGCGCAAUAUACUUUCGGAUCCCGAGUUUAGUUCGGUCCUGCGGUCUCGCUCGAAUGUGGAUCUCAAGGAUAAAUGGAGAAAUAUAAAUGCCACGGCCAUAUGGGGAUCGAGACAAAAGGCUAAGCUUGCUCUUAAAAGAAAUCAGUUAGCCGCUAAACACGAUGAUAACCCCAUGGCACUAAUCACUGUACCUCCGACUGAAGAAGUCGUUGAUCCUAAGCCCCUUGCCAUUUCUAGUGGAACACCAAGGGUAACUGGUCCCAAAAAACCGGUUUCAAGGUUGGAGAAUAUUUUAUUGGAGGCUAUCACUAGUUUGAGAGAGCCAGGUGGUUCCGAUAGAGCUUCGAUUGCUUUAUACAUAGAGGAGAAAUAUGCUGCACCGCUGAACCUCAAGAAGCUUUUGGCUACGAAACUAAAGCUGUUGGUAGCAAAUGGGACAUUGACAAAGGUAAAGCAUAAGUAUAGGAUUGCACCACAUUCAACUAUUUCCGAAACAAGAUCUCCUCUGCUUGCUUUGGAAGGAAGGCAGAAGGAUUCUUCGAAAUCGGAGAAGAAAGCCAUCAACAUUCUUACUAAAACCCAAGUUGAUGUUGAGUUGUCCAAAAUGAAGACCAUGACUGCCGAAGAGGCCGCUGCAGCUGCUGCACGAGCUGUUGCAGAGGCAGAAUUCGCAAUUGCAGAGGCCGAAAAGGCAGCAAGAGAAGCAGAUGCCGCGGAAGCUGAAGCUGAAGCAGCAAAAAUUUUUGCUAAAGCAGCAGCUAAAGCUUUGAAGUCUAGGAUGCUCGUUACCUGAUGGUAUAAGGAGACACCAUUUGGUCUUUAGUUCGCUGCUGAAACCACGCAUCACACUCGACAUCAUGCUGGCUUGGUAUAUCAAACUAUCAUCAUGUCUAUAAAACUGUAAAUAUAUUAGGCUUGUAAAGGAUAAAAAUGUGAGAUUAAUCCAUGAAGUCGUGCUUCUUUUUGGACGAUGAACAUUCGUUGAGAAGCUUAGAGGGUUUUUUUUGGUGUUUCUAUAGCUUUUAUCUUUAAGUAAAGAGGGUAUAUAGAUAUAGCAAAAGAAAAAGAGAUGGCAUUGUGAUGGCAUAAUUGAGAUUAUGAUCUGUUCUUUUUCUGAAAGUCCAUCUGAAUAAAUUAAACUACAGUUUUGCA